Anguilla anguilla (European eel) is the source of this 3723-nucleotide messenger RNA. RefSeq names its product RPGR interacting protein 1 (gene rpgrip1). NCBI's taxonomy places the organism in Eukaryota, Metazoa, Chordata, Actinopteri, Anguilliformes, Anguillidae. The transcript has 25 exons. Gene Ontology annotation, biological process: non-motile cilium assembly; retinal rod cell development. Gene Ontology annotation, cellular component: photoreceptor connecting cilium. The record is from RefSeq and is a predicted model, not a curated record. The coding region runs from base 1 to 3723 and encodes 1240 amino acids.
AUGUCACUGGCUAUGGAUGAAACAGCAGGGGACCUCCCAGUGAGGGAUGUGGGACUACGUGGGGGGCUUCCACAAGGUGAGGAAGAGUGUAGAGAUGUGAUGCCAUGGAGGAGGCCCCAGGUUCUGAAGAUAAGAGAUCGCGGGCGUGUGUUUCGCCAGUCCAGAGAGCAGAUAGAGGAGCAGUGCCUUCGGCUACAGGAGGAGAACACUCUGCUCAGACAUCACUGUCGAACCCAGGACCACCGCCUGCGCAGGAUGUCGGCCAAACUGCUGCGCCUGAGGGAGGGCCGAGCCGGCAGCUCUGGCCUGCGGGAGGCGGAGCUAGAGGAGACGGUGCAGGACCUGGAGGGGCGGGUCUCUGCCCUGGAGAGCCAGAAGAGGGCGCUGCAGAGCAAGCUGAGCCUGGCCCGGCAGCACAUCCUGGAGCUGGGCAGCAGAGCCACCACCCUGCCCUACAGAAACAAGGGGAGGGGCCAAGACACAGAGGGCGGAGUCAGGAGGGCAGCACAAACAGCUCCUCCCCGAUAUGGGCUGGGCUCCCUACAGAACACCAGGGAAGAGACAGAGAGACUCAGGUGUAGUGUGAUAGAGACGCAGCAGGUAAGGAUGGCAGAGCUGGAGUCAGCGGUUCAGUCACUGCGAGACGCACUCAGAGAGAAGGAGAGGGAGAUUGAGGACAGCAUGAGAGAACUGAGGAGACAGCAGGCGGAUGGACACAGGGUGUCAAUAAGAGAGAAUGUGGACAUGAUUCGCCAGCAGAAACAGCUUUCAGAAAAGAGCGCCGCCCUGCUGGUCAUCCAAGAGAAGUUCACUGUACUGCAGGAGGUUUAUGAGGCCCAGCUGGAGGAGAGCCAAAGACCACUGAAGGAGAGUCAAGAGGCCUUGCUGACAAAGGUAGAGGAGCUAACUGAGCAGCUGAAGCAAGAGAGGCAGAGAGCUCUGUGCCUUGAAGGACAGCUCACCACUGCCACCUUCUCAACCCAAGCCCUGGAGGAGCUGCAGGAGCGCUUGAGUGAUGUAGCAGGAGAGAGGGAUCUUCUAAGGCAGAGUUAUGACAGGCUGCUGGAGAGUACACUGAACACACAGAACCAGCAGAGUGAGCAGAACGGCAGGUGGAGAGAAGGAGAGAAAGGGCUGGAGCAGAGCUGGAGGGCAGAGCUACAGCAGCUUGAGGAGAGGCUGGAGGCGGAGCAACAGGAGAGAGAGAGGCUAGAGGAGGAGAAGGAACGGAUGCGACAGGAGAAGAAGAGAACUGAGGAGGAGAUCCAGAGGGAAAGAGAGACUUCAGACUCACUGAAAGAGAAGCACAGUUCCCUUGAGCAGAAAGUUUUACAGUACAGAGAGGAAGUGACAUCACUGCAAGAGAGACUGGAUUCCGUUACAAAGGAGUUUGACAUGAGCGUGGAGGAUUUGAGUGAAACUCUUCUUCAGAUCAAGGCAUUCAGGCUUCAGAGGGAGGGAGAGGACAAGCUGCAGUUCCUGCAGCCUGAUGGGAAGGUGGAGGACUGUUCUCGAGAGCUGACCAGCCUGCAGGCGUCACACGCAGAGACUGUGCUGGAGCUGCACAAGUGCAGAGACAUGCUACUGCUGCAACACCGCAUCAACACUGAGCUACAGGGGGAGUUAAAGACUGUGAUAGAGGGAUCAGAAGCAGAGAGGAAGGAGAACAGAAAGCGACUGAUAGAGAAAGACAGACUGCUGGAGAGAAGAGCCCAGAGAAUAACCACCUUGCAGGCUCAACUCAAGGAACUGGCCUACAGUCCAAAAAACUACAAACGGUCCAUACCACUUCAGUACACCUGGGCAGGGGGGGACAGAGAAGUGGCUGAACAAGUGGAGGAUGAUACCAUCUUUUCCCAGUUGCGGGGGGGAGAGUCUCUGCUUGAGAUCCACCUCAGGGGGGCUACCUUCACCCCCAAGGGGCUCCGGACCAUGGGAAGGGGGCGGGACGAGCCCGGGACCGGGGGUGAGGACAGAGGUCAGGAGGUCGUGACCUUCUGCACUUACUCUUUCCUGGACUUUGAGACGCACUCCACCCCUCUGGUUUGUGGGCCCCAGCCAAAUUAUGGCUUCACGUCCCGCUACCCCCUGUCAGCGCGUGACCUGGGGCAGGUCAGGGCGCAGGGGGGCAGGGUCAGGGUGGAGGUGCACCAGGCGCUGGGGGGGGUGCAGUUUAGGACCAGGGGGCGGGCGUGGAUCCCCCUGUCUGAGGCAGCAGAGAGUGUUGAGCAGCGACUGAAUGGAAAGGCAAAUAUUACAGGUGCAGCAGGGGAAAUUUUGGGGGUGCUGGAGUACUGGGUGCACCUGUACCCCCCAACGGAGCUGAGGGACACACUGGCUGACAGACGGACAGCCGCACCCACCCUCUCUCUCCACACUUUGACCUGGGAGGAGGGAGUGACUGAGGAGCCCUUUGACUAUGGCGGAGGGAUACCUAAUGAAUUGGAAGUGGUGUUGGACCGUUGUGUGGGCCUCAGUGCACAUUGGCCGGGACUACUUCCGGACACCUACCUGCUGUACCGCCUGUACGACCUGCCCCCCCACGCCACUCCCACAAUCCCCGGCAGCGCCGACCCGGUGUUCGGUGACGUGGUGUCCUACCCCCUGGCCGCGACCCCAGACCUGCUGCUGUACCUGCGGGGGGGCAGUCUGUGGGUAUACGCCUUCGACGACAGGGACGACCAAACUGCCAGCUCCUAUCUGGCCAAAACCCCCAUCCCCCUGCGCAACCUGGCCACGGGACGCCCAAUCAGAGGUGACUAUGUGCUGAGAGAUGCAGGCGGCUGCCCCCAUGGCAUGGUCAGAGUGUCUCUCCGAUGGAAGUACCCCUUCCAGCCUCCGCAGGUGCUGCAGAGCACAAGGGAGGGGACUGAAUCCCCAAAAACCGCAGUUGCCAAACCCAGGGAAGUCCAGUCGCCAGAGCAGGAAGUGGAGGAGGAAGUGGAGGAGUUGGUUGUUGAAGGUCUGGAAGAGGACAGGAGUGAGAAAGCUCCUUUGGACAACGAGGUUACUGAAUCCAGUGAAUCACAAGCUUCCUCUGGCAGUGAUAUCAUCAUUGUACCAGACCCUACAAGAGUUGCUACAAAGGGGAAUAAACUGAGAGUGGAAAUCCUUUCCCUGUCACUUGACCCCGCCUCCUGCGUUGCCCUCGACCAGUCAGUGCAGCGUGUCUAUGUGGAGUACCGCCUCCUGGGCGUUCCCAUGGAAACCACUGAGACUCCCAUAUCUCUACGGAAACCAAUUGCAGGAGAGGAGAUACAUUUCAACUUCAUACGAGUGAUCUAUGUGGACAGUGCUGAAGCAGCCCCUCUCAGACAGUACCUGUACACCAUGAUGGAGGGCACUGACCCCAACCAGGGCAGGUUAAAGUUUACAGUUGUGAGUGAACCAAUGGAUGAAGAGGAACAGGAAUGUGUGGACAUUGGCCACGCUUACCUGGAUUUGAAGGAAGUGCUGCUGACAGGAAGUGAUGUCACAGAGCGCCAAUUAGACAUCAUGGGUGUGGGUGAGGAAGAGGAGGACACGGUGGGGAAGCUGAAGGUCUCGCUGGAAGCAGCUUGGGCCCUGAAAGAAAUCUACUGGGAGCAUCACGGCCACCGACAGAGAGAGGGAGAGACUGAGGAGGACGAGGAGGAGGAGGAGGAGGAGGAGGAAAAGAAGAGAGGAGAGAAGGAACAGACCCAAGAUGAUGAUGAUUUUUUGAAACUCCCAAUAUUUGACUGA